AGUCAUAUUCAACAUCAUGUGAUAGAACUCUGAUAUUGAAAACGAUGUAUAUAGUCAUAGUGAACUGUCAGGAAGUCGCGGUUUGAAAUUAAUGUAAAUCGAAAACGGUAUUAUUCGGAAGGACAAUGCAUGACGCAUAUGAACCUGCUCCGAUCCUUGAAAAACUGCCACUGAGCAUCGAAUCCAUCGCUUCUUAUGAGGAUGUUCUGUUGGUUGGGACAAAACAGGGACAUUUGCUAGUAUAUUCUGUGAAAUCCACAGGCUCAGAGACAAGAUUUGAUGUCUCCCUGGAAAGGUCCAACAAGUCCUUCUCAAGGAAACCUAUACAGCAGCUGUCUGCUGUUCCAGAAUGCAGUGUUUUAAUUAGCCUGUCUGAUACCGUUGUUAGUGUCCAUGAUCUGACUGUGUUUAAUCAGAUUACAUGUGUUAAAAAAACAGCAGGUGCCUCUUUAUUUGCCAUAGACUUACAGAAGGAAACUUCACUUACAGGAGAUGUAAAACAUACACUCAGAAUGUGUGUAGCAGUAAGGAGAAAAUUGCAGUUGUUUUAUUGGAAGAACCGAGAUUUCUAUGAGUUACAGAUUGACCUGAGUGUUCCUGACAUUCCUAAAGCCAUGGCUUGGUGCAAGGAUUCCAUUUGUGUGGGUUUCAAAAGAGACUAUUUCCUUAUUAAGGUUGAGUCUGGUGAUUUGAAGGAGCUCUUCCCCACAGGUGCUCGUAUGGAGCCUCUAGUCACCAAGCUGUCUGAAGACAGGCUAGCCCUGCAGAGAGAUGACAUGUCAGUUUUCAUUAACUCAGAGGGAAAUCCCGUUUUGAAAUAUGGUCUUAACUGGUCUGAUAUUCCAGCCAUUAUGGAGCAUCAUCCUCCAUACAUCUUGGCAGUUCUUCCAAAAUACAUAGAGAUCCGGACAAUCAGUCCAAGGACACUCAUCCAGCAGAUUGAACUUAACAAGCCCAAAUUCAUUUGCAAAGGAAGCCAUGUGUAUGUGGCAUCUAGUAACUAUGUGUGGAGAUUGGCCCCCAUUCCAAUCACCAGGCAGAUAGGGCAGCUGCUGGCACAGAAGGAGUUUGAAUUGGCAUUGGUGCUUGCUAAUAUGACAAAUGAAGAAGAAGCAGAAAAACAAGUCAGGAUACAAAAGAUUCAAAACCUUUAUGCCUUCAAUUUAUUUUCCCAACACCGUUUUGAAGAGUCCUUAAAAAUAUUUGCUGAACUGGGCACUGAUCCUGCUAAUGUAAUUGGGUUAUAUCCCAAUUUGUUGCCAUCAGAGUUCAGGAACAAAUUGUCCUACCCUGACAAAACUCCGGAUUUAUCUGGGGGAGAAUUGGAGAAAGGGAUACUGGCCUUGAUUGAAUAUCUCACACAGAGAAGGAAUGAACUACAGAAAGAUUUAUCUGUGUCAAAGGAGAAAGAAUUGGUAUCAUCUGCUAUAGUAGAAGGCAGCACAACUAUAAAGUCCAGAAAACAGCUUGGACAGAUCAUUGACACCACUUUGCUCAAAUGUUAUUUACUGACCAAUGAUGCUCUUGUUGCUCCUCUCUUGAGACUGAAAGACAACAACUGUCACCUGGAGGAGAGCGAACGUGUUCUGAAAAAACAACAGAAAUGGAGCGAGCUAAUCAUCCUUUAUGAAAGAAAAGGCUAUCAUAAAAAAGCUCUUGACUUGCUGUUGAAGUUAUCUGAGAAAGACUCUGGGUCACGCUCCUCACAGUGGGCAGGGCACGAGAGGACCAAAGACUACCUCAUGAGACUGGGUGGAGAACACAUAGACAUUAUUUUUACAUAUGCAAAGUGGGUUCUGCAAGCAUCUCCAGAGGAUGGCUUAGAGAUAUUUACAGCUGAUACAACAGAAGCAGAAGGGUUGCCGCGUAAAAAAGUACUAGAAUACCUGGAACACAUCUCAAAGGAUUUAGCUAUGCCAUAUUUAGAACAUAUCAUAGUCACUUGUCAUGACCAGACACCAGAGUUUCACAAUAAGCUUGUGAAUUUGUACAGAGAAAAGGUGCAGGCACUUAUGACAGAAUAUUUGCAGCAGUUACCAGAAGGUCAGCUCCCAGCUCAAGCAGGAAAGGAGCCAGGAGAAUUAGGAGAACUAAGGGAAAAGUUCAUCACUUUUCUAGAAAUGUCUGACAAAUAUCAGCCAGAGAGACUACUCACUCAUUUUCCUUUAGAUGGAUUCUAUGAAGAAAGAGCCAUUUUAUUAGGUCAGUUAGGGAGGCAUGAACAGGCACUUUAUAUCUAUGUGCAUCUUUUGCAAAACACAAGGAAGGCAGAAUUGUACUGCAAGAAGCACUUUGACAAAAACAAAGAGGGUAAUAAGGAGGUGUACCUCAUCCUCUUGAAGAUGUACCUCAGUCCCCCUGACCCUGCCAUGAUGCGUGUCAUGAGUCAAGUCAAUGUUAACAUGGAGCCCAACACACAUCAGGCUAUGAAACUGCUGGAGGAACAUGCUAGUCAGAUAGACACAGUCAAGGCACUGGAGUUGCUACCCACCACAUCUAAGGUGAAAGAAAUUCUUGUAUUCCUUGAAAAUGUCUUGGAGGAUCGAGCAGCAGAGAAGAGAAAUGCUCAAGUUCUCAAAGGACUCAUAUUCCAAGAACAUUUAAUGGUUCAGAGUCAGAGAAUGUUUUACCAAAAGAAAAAAUGCAUUAUAACUGAAGAAAAGAACUGCAGAGUUUGCAGGAAAAGAAUAGGCAACAGUGCCUUUGCUCGAUACCCCAAUGAGGUGGUGGUCCACUACUAUUGUUGUAAGGAUCCAAAUGUUUGCCCUAACAUAGACUGAUGGGACAACAGACUUCAGCAACAUCUUGUAGACUCUGGAAGGCCCUCAUUAAGAUGAAAAAAAACAUGUCAUUAAAUACUUUUGGCAACCAAUUGUUACCAAAAGACUUGAAAAGUCUGCAGCCUACAAGUACAUGUACAUUUGUAUAAACCGAUGGACAAUGGAUGUUAUAUCUGAUGCAGGGAUUGGUAAAUAUUUGUGUUGUUUAAAACACAUAAUUGUCUGUGCUGCCAUAAUGGGCGUGUGAGCUCAUAGUGCAAUAUCCAAAAAUGUUGGCAAGUAGCAAACAUUUUGGUAUCAAGAUCACAGUAUAUAUUCAUACAGGCUGAACUGUCACAUAGACCUUUCUCACAUUAAGUGGAACAGUUUCUUGUACAUGUUUAUAUACAUAAGCUAUGGGAGGUUUCUUUUAAAAGCCACACUGUUCUGAUCAUAAUAGUUCUGGUUAGCUAACAUAGGGGCUCUGUUUAAGUUCCUUUGCUAUGUAAUAGCCAGGCUAUUAUAUUGUCAGUCUCUCAAACCGAAAUGUACAGGAAAGUAUACCAUUCAAUGUGAAAAGGGCCUUAGGAUGACAGUUCAACUUGGAACUCUUUCUUGUGCGUAUCUGUUGGAUUACAAGUGAACACCAUGCUAACAGUCUGUCCUGCCAAAGACAGAAAGGGUUACAUGUAUCUUCAGUAUUCACAAUGUAAAUUGUUUAUCAUCUAUGACUACAAGUCAGUUAAUAUCUCCCUAGGGAGCAACAAUCUCUUUGUUGUGGUAGCAAGCAGAUGCUCCCACAGAAUGGACUCUCCAUGCUCACAUCUGAUUAUAUAUAGUCACGGUAUGAUGACAUUUUAAAAGCUGGAUUUCAGUAAUAUAUCUGUCCUUUGAAUAACACCACAGUGGGUUAAGACCCCAUUCCCAUACCUAGAUUGAUCUAGCAGGAUCGACCCAUCUCUUAGGGGUUUCUUGCUAAAUUACA
Molecule: messenger RNA, 3744 nt
Organism: Lingula anatina
Lineage: Eukaryota; Metazoa; Brachiopoda; Lingulata; Lingulida; Lingulidae
Product: vam6/Vps39-like protein
Biological process (GO): endosomal vesicle fusion; intracellular protein transport; autophagy
Cellular component (GO): cytoplasm; membrane
Source: RefSeq, a predicted model, not a curated record